This is a messenger RNA of Tilletiopsis washingtonensis, 3650 nucleotides long. Its product is annotated as putative ubiquitin-specific processing protease 21. Lineage: Eukaryota; Fungi; Basidiomycota; Exobasidiomycetes; Entylomatales. Gene Ontology annotation, cellular component: cytosol; nucleus. Gene Ontology annotation, molecular function: cysteine-type endopeptidase activity; cysteine-type deubiquitinase activity; protein binding. The coding region runs from base 125 to 3421 and encodes 1098 amino acids. The record is from RefSeq and is a predicted model, not a curated record. Gene Ontology annotation, biological process: regulation of protein stability; protein deubiquitination. The transcript is spliced from 11 exons.
CGCGCAUAGACCGCCUCUGCUGGCAACCGCAGGCCGCAGACACCUGACCUUCGCGUGCCGUCCGUGCGCGCCGAGAGUCGGCUGCUCCACCCGCUUGCCACAAUGGACCCGUCUCACGACCAAAAUGCCGCGGCCGCGCCCGGUGGCGUCGACGAGAACGGCGCACUGGCGCCGAUGGAGAUCGACGAGCCGGUGUCGGUCCUUGAUCGUGCGUGCCUGCCGCUGCUGCUGCGCUGCCGAAGCCACCGAGCUGACCGAGUCUCUCCUUUGCGUGCCUUCAGACCGGGCAUUUGCGGCCAAGCACCUGGCAGAUCUCGGGCAAGAGGAGGAUGCGUUUGAGGUCUGCCACUGGGAGGUCAAGAGCUGGCGCUCGCUCGAGAAGCGCCUGACGGGCCCAGAGUUCGAGUGUGGAGGGCACCGAUGGCGCAUCCUGCUGUUCCCGUUCGGCAACUCGAACGGCCAGCCAAACGACAUGGUCUCGGUGUACCUUGACUACGCCAACCCGAAGGACCGGCCUGAGGGCUGGCACGUGUGCGCGCAGUUCGCACUCGUGAUCUCCAAUCUACACGACCCGACCAUUGCCUCGACCUCGCAGGCGCACCACCGCUUCACGGCCGAGGAGAUGGACUGGGGCUUCACGCGCUUCAACGAGCUGCGCAAGCUCAUCUCGCCGGGCGAUGGGCGCCAGCACCCGAUCAUCGAGGCCGACGGCGCGCGCAUCACUGCGUUUGUGCGCGUGCUGAAGGACCCGACGGGCGUGCUGUGGCACAACUUCAUCAACUACGACUCGAAGAAGGAGACGGGCUACGUGGGCCUCAAGAACCAGGGCGCGACGUGCUACAUGAACUCGCUGCUGCAGUCCCUCUUCUGCACGCACUACUUCCGAAGGGCCGUGUAUCAAAUCCCGACAGAGAACGACGUGCCGUCGGAGAGCGUGGCGCUGGCGCUGCAGCGCGUCUUCUACCUGCUGCAGAGCUCGGACCAGCCCGUGGGCACCAACGAGCUCACCAAAAGCUUCGGCUGGAAGAGCCUCGACUCGUUCAUGCAGCACGACGUGCAGGAGUUCAACCGCGUGCUGCAGGAGAAGCUCGAGGGCAAGAUGAAGGGCACCGACGCCGACGGCGCCAUCACGCGGCUCUUUGUCGGCCGCAUGAAGAGCUACCUGCGCUGCGUCAACGUCGACUACGAGAGCGCGCGCUCCGAGGACUUCUACGACAUCCAGCUCAACGUCAAGGGCAUGGCAAACCUGCGCGAGUCGUUCAAGGACUACAUCCAGGUCGAGACGCUCGAGGGCGAGAACCGAUACCAGGCCGAGGGCCACGGGCUGCAGGAUGCGCGCAAGGGCGUCAUCUUCGAGCGCUUCCCGCCCGUGCUGCACCUGCAGCUGAAGCGCUUCGAGUACGACAUUGAGAAGGACGCCAUGGUCAAGAUCAACGACCGGCACGAGUUCCCGCUCGAGAUCGACCUGGCCGAGUUCCUCGACCGCGACUCGCCCGUCAAGGGCGAGGACUGGCGCUACUCGCUGCACGGCGUGCUCGUGCACAGCGGCGACCUGCACGGCGGCCACUACUUUGCGCUCCUCAAGCCCGAGCGCGACGGGCGCUGGUUCAAGUUUGACGACGACCGCGUCACGCCCGUGACGGACAAGGAGGUGCUGGAGGACAACUACGGCGGCGAGAUCCCCAACGGCCACCUCGGCGGCCAGAUUGGCGCGCGCGCGCCCGUGCGCGCCAUGAAGCGCUUCACCAACGCCUACAUGCUGGUGUAUGUGCGCGACACGUCGGCGCCCGAGGUCCUGAAGCCCUUCACCAUCGAGGACACGCCGGCGCACCUGCGCGAGCGCCUCGAGGAGGAGCGCCUGCAGCUCGAGGCGCGCAAGCGCGAGCGCGAGGAGCAGCACCUGUACCUGACGGUCAAGCUCAUCACCGAGGACACGUUCAAGGGCCACCAGGGCUUCGAUCUGGCGACGUUUGAGGAGCGCAACCUGCCCGCGUCGGAGCUGCCGUCGUUCCGCGUGCUGAAGAGCGACCUGUACCUCAACUUCAAGGCCCGGCUGGCGCAGCAGUACAACCUCUCCGAGGACCAGAUGCGCCUCUGGGUGCUCGUGAACCGGCAGAACAAGACGGUGCGGCCCGACACGGUGAUCCCCGAGACGGACCCCAACCUCACGCUCGAGACGGUGCGCGACCGCAUGGCGUCGCGGCAGAACGACCUGCGCCUCUACCUCGAGGUGCUCUCGCCCGACGUGAAUUACAACGACACAGCCAGCCCGCCGCUGAUGAUCUUCCUCAAGUACUUUGACGUGACGCGCCAGACGCUCACGGGCCAGGGGCGCGUCUACGUGCAGCGCAGCAUGAAGGUCUCGGAGCUCGUGCCCACGAUCAACCAGCUCAUGCGCUGGCCGCCGACGGUGCAGGUGCGCCUCUACGAGGAGAUCAAGCCGGGCAUGAUCGAGCAGAUGAAGCCCAAGGCGACGUUCCAGCAGUCGGAGAUCCAGGAUGGCGACGUCAUCUGCUUCCAGUCCGAGAUGUCGGACAAGGACGCACACGACUACGAGGCGCAGUCGCUCUACUCGAACCCGAUCCAGUUCUACGACUUCCUGCAGAACCAGAUCAAGGUGCUCUUCAAGCCGCGCUCCGACGAGUACGACUACAAGGGCGAGUUUGAGAUUACGCUCAGCAAGAAGAUGACGUACGACAUGAUGGCGGCCAAGUUCGCCGAGCGGCUGAAGCACGACCCGCUGAAGCUGCGCUUCACGACGGCCAACGGGCCCAACGGCACGCCCAAGACGGUGCUCAAGCGCACCGCCAACCAGACGGUCAACGAGAUCGUGUCGCCGAGCUACAUCCAGGGCCAGGCCUCGCUGCUCUACUACGAGAAGCUCGACGUGAGCAUCGUGGAGCUCGAGACAAAACGGAGCCUCAAGAUCUGGUGGACGGGCGCGCACAACAAGGAGGAGGCCGCGCACUCGUUCCUGCUGCCCAAGACGACGUCGUUCAACGACGUGUCGGAGCAGCUGGCAAAGCUCGUGACGCUCGACGAGGGCGGCUCGCGCACGAUCCGCAUCUUCGAGGUCGUCGCCGGCGGGCGGCAGCAGCGCGCCAUGAGCGGCACGGACAUGAUCGGCAACGUGUCCGAGUCCGUCGAGCUGUUCGGCGAGGAGGUGCCGCUGGACGAGCUGCACGCGGGCGAGGAGGACAAGAUCAUCAACGUCUUCCACUUCUCCAAGGAAGCGCACCGCACCCACGGCGUGCCGUUCAAGUUCGUCGUGCGCCCCAACGAGCCGUUCACCGAGACAAAAAAGCGGAUACAGGCGCGCCUCGCCGUGGCGGACAAGGACUUUGCCAAGUUCCGCUUCGCCCUCGUGCAGUCGAGCGGGUACAAGCAGCCGUCGUACCUGGAGGACUCGGACGUCAUGUGAGUGUGCCAGAGAGGCGGUGCUGAGGAGAGCAAGUCAAAGCGGCGAGGUGCGGGCUUGGCCCCCUGCUGGCGCCGUCGUUCUUAUGCGACGCAGACCAGCGGAGCAGCAUGUGUAGUGCUGCGCUGCACCUGUCAUCGAUGACAUGCCAGUCUUGCGCGGCACAUGACCUCUCCUGCGCUGUGACCGCUCUGUCUCUUCUGCAAAGGCUGACCUCUCGCCCCGCAGCUAC